AUGGCGGUAAUGGUUCUACUACUUGUCGUCUCGCUGCUGGAUUCAGCUGAAGGAUCUGAACGCAAGUUUGUGAAGUACAAAACGGACCUACUUCUGGAUAUAAACCAAAAAACAGUUUCCACCAGUGCUGAUUUUCGAUGGAAAUUUAAUCAAACUGUUAAUGUGGUGAAAUUAAAUGCUGGAAGUGAGCCAAAUAUCCCAGACACAUAUAAAAAUAGAGUGAAGUUCUUUAAAAAAGACUACUCUUUGCUGUUAAAGAAUGUGCAGCACGAGGACAGUGGAGUUUAUGCAGCGAUAGAGAGUGAGAGCACUGACAUCACCUUAGUUGAAUAUAACGUCAUCGUCCAAGAUCCAGUGUCUCCAGUUAAAAUAACGAUGGACUCCAGUGAUGCGAAAAACUGUAACGCCACUGUGACCUGCAGAACAAACGAUUCUAAAAUUUGCAGAACCUUUCAAUGCGACAGCAAAACCUGCUCUCCAGUGACAAAUAGCAUCGUCUCAGCCCCAUAUUCUCUGCUCACUGUCUAUGUGGAGCAUAACAACAUCAUCUGUAACCAUAGCAACAAUGUGAGCUCGGAACAGGACAACAUUAACUUACCCUGUGGGACAACACCAGUUCCCAGUGCAGCCACUAUAGCUGGGAUAUCAGCUGGUCUCAACAUGAAUCCAAAUGCAUAUGACACUCAUGUAAGAGAUGCUUUAGAUUUUUCUCCAACAUCGACGUACGCUUUGGUGCAGCUCGCCACCCGUCCUGCUCCAAAAGAGGAGAGCGCGAACAAAGUCCAGGCAGAAACAGUUUAUGCACAGAUAACGAGGAUGCCCAAACCCAGCUCCGCAGCUCCGACUGUCGUGGAACAGGAGAGCGGAGUUAACCACGAGAGGGGCCAUAAUCCCUACAACGGCCGCUUCAAAUGUGAACAAGGGGAUAAAAUGAAAGAGUUAGAGGAGGAAGAGGAGGAGGAGGGGGUCUACAGUGCAGACAGGGGUGCAGCGAUGAAGGUUAUUCCAGAUAUUACUCCUCAAUGA
Nematolebias whitei (Rio pearlfish) is the source of this 1026-nucleotide messenger RNA. Its product is annotated as SLAM family member 5-like. Lineage: Eukaryota; Metazoa; Chordata; Actinopteri; Cyprinodontiformes; Rivulidae. The coding region runs from base 1 to 1026 and encodes 341 amino acids. The transcript has 6 exons. The record is from RefSeq and is a predicted model, not a curated record.